AUGGGCCAAGUUCAGGUGUCCGUUGUGUCAUCUGACACAGAUGGAGAAGAGCCGACCUCGACCAGCAUGGUGACAAUACCACCAGCAACCAUCACUGUGGCAAUUCCCACCCCCAUCAUAACGGUUUAUCAUCCGAUGUUGGGGCCUUCCCCUACCACUUUGGCGCUCAAUAUCGCCCAAGUCACAGCUCCCGCCCCGGCCCAG
Molecule: messenger RNA, 204 nt
Organism: Penicillium arizonense
Lineage: Eukaryota; Fungi; Ascomycota; Eurotiomycetes; Eurotiales; Aspergillaceae
Exons: 1
Source: RefSeq, a predicted model, not a curated record